AUGCCUCGUCACCACAUCCCAGUUGGGUUUCGCCGCAUACCCCAGCCUUCACAAAAUACACCAGUAUUCCUGCUCAACAAUGACAAAGGACACAAGUUUUCCGUUCAUCCCAUCACUCAUGGAUUGGUUAGAGUAGUGCAUGAACUUCCUGAAAAAUACAAGUCACGAUGGGGUGCGGGAAUCCAGUGGGAGUCUGUAGCAUUAUCUUUACCCGAAGAACCGGAGAUCAUUGUACAGGGAGACAGUCGAUCGACACUAAGCACAAAAUCUUUAAAGAUAUCCAUUGAUUGGUCAGACGGAUGUCCUCGCCUGCAAUGGUUUAGCACAUUACCUGGGCGAAAGUCUCCGGAUGAAGCCCCUUUCUUGUCUGAUUGCCGAACUAGAGCAUACACCUACGAUGCAGCCACUGGAGGUGUACUUCAUUAUGUAGAACGUGAAGAAUGGCUUCCCGUAUCGGAACACGAGCCAUCUCCUGCAUGUCCUCUUGGCCAGGAUGAUGAACCUUUUGUGAAUGAUCGACGAAAUGAAUACGUAUAUGGCCUUGGGGAAGCAAGUGGGGGUAUUUUGCGCACUGCGCGCAAAUUCACACUCGAGGCGAGGGAUGGCGCAGGAUACGAUUGGGAGAAUGGUGAUCCGCUUUAUAAAGUAACUCCCUUCUAUAUUAUUUUCAACAAGAAAACGGGGAUUUGGUGCGGAGUAUACUACAACUCACUGGCAAAUGAUGCCAGCAUCGAUUUUGGUGCAGAAUGCGACGCACUAUUCAACGGAUUUCGUACAUACCGUGCUGGUUGCGGUCCACUGGACUACUAUGUUAUACUGGGCGAUGGAACACUGCCGUCCGUGAUCAGCACCUAUGCGUCCUUGGUUUCCCCAUCAACCAGCAACGAUCGCCCCGAGCCGUCCUCACAAGGCAGCAGUUUCGGAUAUCUCGCCUCGAGCCUUGCGCUUGCCGCAGAACCACAUGCGCAAGACGCAGUUCUGGAUUUCGUGAAAACAUGUCGCAAGAAAGGGUUCCCGAUCGAUGCUUUACACCUGAGCACCGGAUGGUGCCAACAUCCCGACACCGAUAAUAGACACUACUUUGUCUGGAACCGGCAGAGGUAUCCGGACCCGCACGCUCUUGGUACUGCGCUGGAACAGGAAAUGAACAUACGCAUAAUAGUGAAUAUCAAGCCCUGGCUCUUGGACGACCAUCCAUUGUACGACGAGGCUUUGAAACAGGAUGCGUAUGUACGGGCAGCUGAAGACGCGCCUGAUCCUGAGAUCAAGGUAGCAAAGAGUCUCUUGUGGUCCAAUGCUCCUGGAGAACACAUGUACGGGAGCUACCUCGACUUUUCUUCGCCUGGUGCAAUUGAAUGGUGGUCCCGACAUAUCAAGGAAGAUAUCGUAGGCAUGAAUAUGACUGGAAUGUGGAUCGAUAACAACGAGUUCUCUGGGCUUGUCGAUGAUGCAGAGGUCUACGUGGGCAGAGAAUCAUUCUGGGGAGGAGGUGAAUGGGAGUCACGCUUGGGAUGGGGCGGAGGCGAGACAACUGUUGGUCAGGCUGGAAGAUUGAUACAAAUGAUGGGCAUGGCAAAGACUACGUACGACACCAUGCUCGGGCUCUUCCCCGACCGAAGACCAAUUAUUGUAACCCGCGCGGCCAUUCCUGGCAUGCAAGCAUACGCACACGGUACCUGGUCCGGGGAUAACGCAACAAGCUGGAUAGCUCUCCGCCGUGGCACAGCCAUGACACUCUCGGCAGGUAUAUCAUUCCUUCCCGGUUUGUACGGACACGAUAUCGGAGGCUUUGCCGGAAAGCACCACCCCAGUCCAGAACUGCUAGGCGCUUGGCAUACCCGCUUCACUGUCCAUAGUUGGAAGGAACUUUCCACUACGCUGUGGAUGUACGACGGGGUCGAGAUGGACGGGGUCGAAAUCACCGGUGUUCUUCGUGAUGUUCUCGCGUUCCGGUACCAGAUUAUCCCUACAAUGUAUUCGUUAUACGUCAACGAGUACUGGAAGCAAGGUUGGCCGUCUUACGGAACCUUGGCCCUCGACGAGCAAUUCUUAUUUGGCUCCCAUAUUCUUGUGGCGCCUGUUCUCUCCUUUAGUCAUCGCACCAAGCGAGUCUAUCUCCCCGGUGUGGUAGACGGCACAGACGAAGUACCAGAGUGGUGCGAACUGGACACUGGAAUAUGGCAUACAAGUCCGUCUAAUGGAGGAUUCAUUCACAUGGAUGCACCCUUGUCGCGUACCCCUGCCCUGGUUCGCGCAGGCGGUAUACUCGUGCUAUCCAACAAAUGCGCCGAGACGGUCUAUGAUGGGGAGGCCACUCGUGUAGCGCAUAUAUUCCCUAGUCUAAACUCAGAGAGCAAUGGCGCUACGGGCUCUUUCAAAUUGGUCGAGGACGACGGCAAAACGAACGAGCAUGCAGAAAAGGGAAUCUUUACUGAAUUGGAGAUCAGCUUCCAGGUUAAUCCAGGGGAAAAGGGCAAGCAAGAAGUGCAAGUCGAUGUCAAAGAAUUGAACAGUGCCUAUCCUUUGCCUUAUACCGUCAUCUGGUUUAUCCUGCCACCGGGAGAUGGUAGGAAGUUGAAGGCUGCAGCAGGAUCGACGAGGAAACUUCUGACCAAAAGUCGGAUGAUGCUCGGGUGA
Molecule: messenger RNA, 2637 nt
Organism: Rhizoctonia solani
Lineage: Eukaryota; Fungi; Basidiomycota; Agaricomycetes; Cantharellales; Ceratobasidiaceae
Product: glycoside hydrolase family 31 protein
Exons: 14
Coding region: 1-2637 (878 amino acids)
Biological process (GO): carbohydrate metabolic process
Molecular function (GO): hydrolase activity, hydrolyzing O-glycosyl compounds; carbohydrate binding
Source: RefSeq, a predicted model, not a curated record